GAGAGAAGGAGGGAAUUGGAGGCUGCAGCACACUCACACACACACACCUGCAGCAUUCAGAAGCAUCCUCAUCCCAGGCUGCAGCUGGAUCAGGAGCUAUCAGUCCAAAGGGAGGGGGGAAGAAAAGAAAAACUGUAAGCCAAAAAAUCCAAUCUCGGGAGCAGGGACCCUACUACUACCAUGCCGGAGAAGACCCUGGUGCUGGAGAGCCCCCCCUGCCACUGAGGAACAGCUGUCCAUCCCCGGGGGGCAAUAAACUUCCUGUACAACACCCCACCAGGCUGCACCUAAAGGGCUCACAAGUUCAUCGGCUGCCCUACGAGUCUGUCCCAUGUGUCCACUGCCGGCUGAUGGCCGUUGGAAGGCAAAGUAUCCUCCCUGUCUAACGUGUGCCCAGAUACACAGCCGAUUCCUCCCACCCUACUUCCUCCUUCCCGGAACCUACUCUCCAUUCCAAUGAAUGUGUCCAAACCUUCAGGGGAAAAUAAGAGCCACGACAUGGAUUCAGCUCAGGCCCAGCUGUUGCAGUGAUGGAGCUGAAGACGUGCCCCAAGGCCAAACAACAGCAAUCUCUCGCACAGCCAGCCAGGACGUCCCAGCAAAAGCUGAAGCACAUACAGUGGAUGGACUGAAGAAAUUCCUCAUUCCUAGGACUAUGCAGAGGACAGAAUGGUGUCAGCCACGGAGACAGAUAUGUACGACGCCAUCUUGGAAACUAACGAUGGAUCCAGCUCCGAUGCCAGCUGGUACUUUCCGUAUCCGCUGGGCUUCCAGGUGUCCCUCACCAGCUUCCUCAUGUUGGAGAUUGUAUUGGGUUUUAGCAGCAACUUGACAGUCCUCGUGCUUUACUGCAUGCAGUCCAACCUGGUGGAUUCGGUCAGCAACAUGGUGACCAUGAACCUUCACGUCUUGGACAUCAUCAUCUGUGUGAUCUGUGUGCCGCUGACCAUAGUCAUCAUCUUGAUUCCUCUAGAGCAGAACAUAGCUCUAGUUUGCUGCUUCCAUGAGGCCUGCGUCACCUUCAGUAGCAUUGCAACAGCCAUCAACGUCCUGGUCAUCAGUCUGGACAGGUACGAUAUCUCCGUGAGACCCGCUAAUCGGGUCCUCACCCCCAGCAGGAUGGUGCUACUCCUGUCCUGUGUCUGGUUUGUCUCGCUCAUGGUCUUCUUCAUCCCUUUCUUCGAGGUGCAUUUUUUUGGUGACCCAGAUCACAUUGCCACCUGGCAGAACCGGACUUUGCUCUGCGUGAGCGUCAAUGAGUAUCACACGGAGGUGGGAAUGUACUACCACCUAGUCAUUCAGAUCCCCAUCUUCUUUGCAGCAGUGGCUGUAAUGCUGGUCACCUAUUCCAAAAUCCUGCAGGCCCUCAACAUUAGGAUCGGCAACCACUUCAAGAGGAGCCAACGCCGGAAAACCAAGAAGAAGAAGAAAAGGAAACCUUCGGACCAAAGCAUCGUGGCGGAGACCAAGAGACUGGCUCCUCCUGUUAUCCAGAACCCACCCAUGAGGGUACAGGCUUCUGUGUCUGUCAUCAUCGCCUUAAGGCGCGCAGUCAAACGCCACCGGGAUCGCCGAGAACGUCAGAGACGUGUCUUUAGGAUGUCUCUCAUUAUCAUCACAACCUUUCUUCUCUGCUGGGCCCCCUUAUCUAUUGUGAACCUUCUGAUCCUCUGCCUGGGACCCAGUGAUUUCAUGGUAAAACUGCGCAUCUGCUUUAUCACCAUGGCCUACGGCACAACUAUUUUCCACCCUCUGCUGUACGCCUUCACUCGCCAGAAAUUCCGCAACGUCUUGAAGAAUAAGAUGAAGAAGAGAGUGGUUUCAGUAUUGCAAGUAGACCCGGCUCCCGGGGGGACGGUUAUACACAACUCUUGGAUAGAGCCCAAAAAGGGAAGGAAAGCAAAGCUGGAGUGUAGCGAGGGGACUGACCGAUGUCUCACAGAUGCCGUAAAGGAGUGAUCCGUUUCGAUGCCGGUGUUACAAAGACAUUAUUAUGGCAGAGGGGUUAAUGGCGGAUAUAAGUGCACAAUUUUGUUUUCUUCAACUCUCAUUCUUUAUACGAACGGGUGAGCAGCGUAUGAUAUCGGUUGUAGCCAUAAACUAUGACCUAGCUCCAUUUCAAAAGCACUGCCGUGUUACCUCUGUGGCUUGGCUCGCCACAAGUCCAUUCAACCCAUCCGAUACAGGAUGGAUAAUCCAGGUGAUCCGUACCCCGUUAUGCUGGGGCAGCUGCAGUGAGUUUUUUUCGAGUCAUCCUUGAGUCGUUUGUCAGAACUUGGCAAUUCGAGAAUCUACAAGUUUUUCUAGUGAGUAGAACCGCAUGUCUUGAUGUGUCAAGAAUCAGUCCUAGGACGGCAAUUCCUUCCUCCGAGUCAAU
Nanorana parkeri is the source of this 2377-nucleotide messenger RNA. RefSeq names its product probable G-protein coupled receptor 22. Gene Ontology annotation, cellular component: membrane. Gene Ontology annotation, molecular function: G protein-coupled receptor activity; peptide binding. The transcript has 4 exons. NCBI's taxonomy places the organism in Eukaryota, Metazoa, Chordata, Amphibia, Anura, Dicroglossidae. Gene Ontology annotation, biological process: G protein-coupled receptor signaling pathway. The coding region runs from base 670 to 1959 and encodes 429 amino acids. The record is from RefSeq and is a predicted model, not a curated record.